Lachancea nothofagi CBS 11611 is the source of this 456-nucleotide messenger RNA. NCBI's taxonomy places the organism in Eukaryota, Fungi, Ascomycota, Saccharomycetes, Saccharomycetales, Saccharomycetaceae. The record is from the annotation of a GenBank genome assembly.
AUGAGCGACGCCACGAGCAUGAGAAGACCCGUGGAGAUCACAGAAUUCAAGGCGGUGAUCAGCGACCUUUCGGAUGGAGAACUCGCCAAAAUUCGCAGCGAGCUUGAGAACAGCAUGCGGCACCUGGACCGCUCGAACCUUCGUCUAAAAAAGUACAUCGCAACUAUUGAGGGCAAAAGGGAAGACACCCCAGAUGGCGUGGACCAAGAGGAGCUCGACAAAGUCGACGAAAAUGACCUGCAAUUGUUCGAGGAUUCGUUUCACGAGAACGAGAUCGUGCUAAGGAACCAUCACGAGCGUCUCGAGGCGCUCGACCAGGAAGAGUCCUACCGUGCAAGUGGCUCUAAGAAGCCACCUACCGCGGAAGCUCAGCAAAAAGCAAAAGCUAGAGCAGCUUCUUUUGACACCGACAACACUAAUGGCGAUGCCAACGCUGCUAACAGUGUGUAUUUGUGA